Lates calcarifer (barramundi perch) is the source of this 5352-nucleotide messenger RNA. Its product is annotated as cytosolic carboxypeptidase 4. Gene Ontology annotation, biological process: C-terminal protein deglutamylation; protein side chain deglutamylation; proteolysis. The record is from RefSeq and is a predicted model, not a curated record. Gene Ontology annotation, molecular function: metallocarboxypeptidase activity; zinc ion binding. Lineage: Eukaryota; Metazoa; Chordata; Actinopteri; Centropomidae.
GCUGGGGUUCCCUUACAUUUGCUCCCAGUGAGAGGAGAAGAGACAGAAGGCAGAGAAGGAAUCUGUCUAUCCAUUCAAUCCUAAACCACACAGAUCAGACAGAUAAAUAAGGUGAUAGACACAUCUGCAGAGAAACAAGUGGAAACAGUUAUAAUGUUUGGUUACGGCUGUAAUAAUUUUACCUGGAAUGGAACUCUAAGGGAGCUGGGGAGCAGCUACCCAGCCUUUUGCACAGAGCAAAGGCGACUAAGAAUGACAGCCACCCCGAGCUCCUCCAGCGGCUUAGAGGUCCUCCUUACCGCUUUGCAGAAUGAAGGGGAUGUGGAGAGCACCUUAAAUAUCCUCAAUGUCCUGGAUGAACUUCUGUCAGCAGGUACAGAUCGUCGUAUCCACCAUAUGAUCAGUAAAGGUGGCAGCGAGGCCUUGCUGACUGCACUGGUCAACGCUGGCCGCAGUUUUUGUCCCAAUUACACUAUCCUGCUGCCACUGCUGCACCUGCUGGCUAAGGUUGGACACAGAGACCGUCGUAUUGGUAUGAAGGCAGAAGAGGCUGGAGCUGUGCUGCUCAUUCUGAAUCUUCUCAAACACAAUGUCAAAUAUCCCAAGAGGGCUGCAGCCUGCCUCUGGGUCAUCCAAGUCUUCGCUUCAUCAGUUUCCACAGCAAACCUAAUAGGAGAAAACCAUGGACUGGAUGUCAUCUUCCAUCUCAUCCCUCAGUAUGCCACAAAACAUCUACACACCAUCAAGGCAGCCAUUAAUGCCUUUGGGGCUCUGCUAUGCACAAAAGCUAACGUUUACUCAGUGGUAUCUAAGGGUUACAUCUCAGGCCUCUUGCGGCUUUAUGAGGACUGGCACAUCAAGGAUACCCAACAUAAUGCCAUAGCAAUCCGCCACUCGUUGCUGUGCUGCCUCCAUAAGGUCACCCACUGUACUGCAGGCAGAAAGGCUUUGAUAUCGCAGGGAGGCAUCAGCCUUCUGUAUCAGACUACACAGAUAUGUUUGUUGAGUAAAGGUCUGGUGUCUCUGGUGGAGGCCUCUGUGCAGCUGAUGAGAAAGUGUCUUCCCAAAACUCCUCUACCACUGACAUCAGAUCAGUCUGUUUACAGUUUCCCCCUACCUGGGAUGUCCCAUGAUGUCUGUUAUGCAAAUGUAGCGCCAGAUGAGAACAGUGAUGAGAGUGAUGAUGAAGAAGCUGAAGAGAAUGAAGAGGCAGAGAGCAGAGACUAUGAUGAUGACCUAGAGACUGACCUGAACAAACUUCGUCUUCGUCCGGACCCAGACAGACCUAGAGAGCUGCUACUACAGUACAGUCGCCUCUGUCCUGAACUCUACCAUGACUUCGAGGAACUGGAUCUCAUUUCAGAGCCAGAGAGAGUUCAUCAUCAUCAUCAGAUGAGGAAGAUAUGCUACUCAACAGUUUUGCUCCUCGCUACUCCAGGAGGGACAGAAGGAGUAAAGAAUCAUCCACCCCCUCUUCAGAAUCUCGCCUUAGAGAAAGAAACAUCCACAGAGAGACACACACCAAGUCAGAGCCAAAUUAAAUUUAAUGCCCAGUUAAAGGCAUAUGAUUUCCACAGCCACAGCAGCAUCCUCAGCACCAGCUCCAACUCUCAGCCUAUGGUUAGAGAGGCAAGGGGACACCCCCCCUCAGGUCUGAGAGGGGAUGAGGAGGUUAAUGAGGAAGAGGAAGAAUCCCACCAUCAUACCAUGAUAGACAGGUUAUUGGAGAAACAUGGAGCCUGUAUACCCCACCACGAUCCCAAACUGUACCACUCUGCAGCUGCCAAAACCAAGUCUAUCCCAGGGUUCAGCAUCCUGGCUUUCCCUGAUUUCUGGGGUCACCUCCCUCCACCAGGACAUGAGCCCAUGGUCGCUCGCAAACCCAACAUACAGAGGCAGAAAGUGUUUGAAGAUGUCCAACGUUUCUUGAAUACUGAUGACAUCAUCAACCAGGUAGUCUUUGACCUGGAAGACAGCAGUCUUCAGUGUCCAUCUGAUUCCUUGAGGUUUUUCUCCAGCUUUGAAUGUGGAAACCUGAGGAAGGCUGUUCAGAUCCGCAGAUAUGAAUAUGACCUCAUAUUGAAUGCAGAUGCUAACUCUUCCCUGCACACCCAGUGGUUUUACUUUGAAGUCAGUAACAUGGUGGCAGACACCCCCUAUCGUUUCAAUGUCAUCAACUGUGAGAAGAGAAACAGCCAGUUCAACUAUGGAAUGCAGCCGGUGCUGUAUUCAGUAAGGGAAGCUCUGGAAGGUAGACCACACUGGGUCAGGACCGGAACUGAAAUUUGUUAUUUCAGAAACCACUUUUGUCCAACUCAAGGCAGGAGAACAACCUUUUAUACUCUGACUUUUACCAUCACCUUCAAACACAAUGAGGACGUCUGUUACCUGGCCUACCAUUAUCCCUACACAUACUCUGCUCUUAAGGCUCAUCUGAAGAUGCUACAGCAAUCAGUGGAUCCUGCCAAGUUGUUUUUCCGGCAGCAGAUUCUUUGUGGCAGUCUGGCUGGAAACCCAUGUCUAGUGGUUACCAUCACAGCCUGUCCUGCCAGCAGGGCCUGGAAAGACAUGCAGCAGCUACGUAAUCGUCCGUGCAUUGUGCUGACAGGCCGUGUUCAUCCCAGUGAGUCCAAUGCCAGCUGGGUAAUGAAGGGCACCCUGGAGUUUCUGUGCAGCAGUGACCUGGUGGCCCAGAGUCUGAGGGAAGCUUUUGUCUUCAAGAUCAUCCCCAUGCUCAACCCAGACGGAGUCAUCAAUGGCACGACUCGCUGCGAUCUGAACAGUGAGGAUCUGAAUCGCCAGUGGUGUAAACCAGACCCCGCCCUUAGUCCAACCAUCUACCACACCAAGGGCUUCCUCUACUACCUCAACAGUAUAGGACGAACUCCGCUGGUUUUCUGUGACUACCACGGCCACUCUAGAAAGAAGAAUGUGUUCCUUUAUGGCUGCAGUGUGAAGGAGACUCUCUGGCAGUCUGGCUCUGCUGUUGACACUGUAGGAUUGAAAGAAGAUCCUGGAUAUAGGACCAUUCCAAAGACCCUGGAUCGUAUCGCACCAGCCUUUUCUUUCAACAGCUGCAACUAUUUGGUAGAGAAGUCUCGCUCCGCUACAGCCAGGGUGGUUGUCUGGAGGGAAAUGGGUGUGCUGAGAAGUUACACCAUGGAGAGCACUUAUAAUGGUUGUGACCAGGGAAUAUACAAGGGCCUGCAGAUGGGAACCAGGGAGCUGCAAGAGAUGGGGAUGAAGUUCUGCCACAGUCUGCUGUCUCUAACCAAAGACAUGAAGGCUCUCUAUAGCAGGAGACUCAUCAACCACAUUGACCUGGAUCAUAACAUCCUGGACCACAAGUCUCACAACUGCUUUGAAGAUGAUGAGCCUCCAUGUGUCGAGGAGAUUGAGUAUUCCACCGACUGUCCUGCACUUAAUGGAACUGAUCUGGAUUCAGAUGUCAAUAGCAACAUGGCCAGUGAUGAUGAAGAAGAGGAUGACGAUGACGAAGAGCACAGAGGAGGCAGCAUCAGCCAAUCACAGCAGUCAAGCAUGAAGAGCUGCUUAUUCCCUCACCUGAUCAGACAGGCAUCCAUUGAGGCACUCUGUGAAAAAAGAAACACGUGCAAUGGUGUAAGCAUCACCAAUGGACAAAUCAAAAGUUAAAGGAAUAUUUAUACAUUACAGAUUUUGAUUUGAUAUCAGUGAAAGAGAUGAGACCCUCAGCUUUUCUCUAAAAGGUCUUCUAAACAUUGUAAGCUUUUUGCCAUGAAACAUAGCAGCCCUGCUUUAUCUGAAGGAUUUCAAGUGCAAUAAUUACUCUCCAAGUUCAGUGGACAAUCUUGCUUUACAAUUUAAAGAGAAAUUAAUUAUUUACAGCACAAUACAGGAAGAGGAAAGUAAUUUUCAAACAAAAGCAGAUAAACAAAAGCAUGAAACUUUGUAGAGAGUUAAAGACCAAUGAGAAAAUUCACCACAGAUGUUGCUGAGAUGUAUGAAUAAAAACAAUUAUAAUUACAAUUAAUCAAUCAGUAGAUUGUUCAAGUUUAAGGCCCAGUCAGUGGAAGUGGCUCUUGUGUGUGAAAUCCUUCUGUUCAGAGAUGGUCUGCAGUGUUGGAUGUGAUUACACCUGAGCUAGUUCCAUCUCCUGAUGAAGAGUGACCUGAGGUUAAAUGUUUAAAAAACUAACAAAAAUAAAUAAGUGAACCUAGAGUUAAGAUUACACAUUUAUCUCAAGUCAAAAAAUAAACUUUCUCUUUCAUAGGAAGAGUAGUUUUGGAGAGCAACAUAUUUCAAGUCACUUGUUUGGUGAUUCAACAGUAUGACAGACUGUAACUUCCAUCACACAAGUCCCAAAGUCUAUAAUGUGGAUGGCUUUUUAUAGACAAACACUGUACAUCACAAAUCUCUUACAGAAAGUUUCAGUCAGACCUGAGCUCACAGGGAGUGUGUAACUUAUCAUCCCUUUAUUUAUCUAUUUAUUUUUUUAUAAAGUUUCAAAAAGUGAAGGGUAGAAAGCAGCUUCUGAAUGAUUGUUAGCAACUACUGCACUAUUUUAUGGGUGGUAAGGAUAGUCUUAAUAGUGUGGAUUAGUGUGCAAUCAACAGUCAUGAAUAGCAUGAACUGUUCUUGUAAGCAACAUACAUAGUACAUGCUGCAUGGUACAUGUUUCUGCCUGGCAGAUGAAACUUUUCUCAUCUUUCAAAACAAAUUUGUCUGUUUUGUUUUUGUCAACGAAAUUAAUUGAAUUCUGAUGUCUUGUUUAUUUCUGUCUGUAUGCACACAGUAUGGAUUAUUUAAUCUUACAGGACAUUUAUACAAGCAUAGUGUGGUACUGUUGACCACAAUUGUUUUCUAACUUUGUUAGAAAAAGUGUUAUAGUUGCCUAGAUUAAACCAGACUAAGCCAAAGAGAAAGGAAAUUCCCCUACUCUACCAUUUAGGAAUAAAGACUUGAGUGAAGAGUUCCAUCAAGGCACAAGGCAGAGUAUGACUUUAUCACCAUGAUCCACACCCACUGGUUGUGAUCCUCUAUACACCAGUUUCACAUACACAUUAAUAUUCCCUCCAUAGCCAAGUGUUCUCUUAUGAGUUCGCACAUAGAAAGUCAAUAUGUCCUUGAAAUAACUUAGGUAGGGGUGUAAAAUUAAAUUGUAUCUGGCCAUCAUUCAAUACAAGGCUCUCAAUUCAACAGUGAACUGAAAAAUUCAUUAGGUGUCCUGUUUCAACAGUGCAGUCCUGACCUCUUUUGUUGUUAUCACCACACACAAGAUGAAGUGGUGGGUCCUAAGGAUGAUGAUGUUGGUUAGUCAGUGUGUAUCUGUUGUUGCCUUCAGAUUUGUUGCAGAUAUUCGUGAUAUUCAGA